Messenger RNA from Chroicocephalus ridibundus (black-headed gull), 3779 nucleotides. It is a transcript of the gene HOXA11, whose product is annotated as homeobox A11. Gene Ontology annotation, molecular function: RNA polymerase II cis-regulatory region sequence-specific DNA binding; DNA-binding transcription factor activity, RNA polymerase II-specific. NCBI's taxonomy places the organism in Eukaryota, Metazoa, Chordata, Aves, Charadriiformes, Laridae. Gene Ontology annotation, cellular component: nucleus. The coding region runs from base 1100 to 1999 and encodes 299 amino acids. The record is from RefSeq and is a predicted model, not a curated record. Gene Ontology annotation, biological process: anatomical structure development; regulation of transcription by RNA polymerase II. The transcript has 4 exons.
AAAGGUCAAGUCCUACAACGCACAACCCACGGUCAUUACUGUACUGUGACCCGGGGUGUACUGGGGAGGAACGGCCGGGUGUCCCGUGAUCAAAAACACUGGGACUUUUUUUACUUUUUUUUUUUCUCUCCUUUUCGUGCGGUGGGAAUCCGUGGCAUUAGACAGCAUUUUAGCCUCCUGCAAUCACCUUGUGUGCAAACCGCCAUCGGAAAUCCUAGGGGACGAGGAGAGAGAGAGAGGAAAAACUAAAUAGCAAUAAUUGUACUAAUAGUAACAGCAAUAAUCGUCAUUAGCCUGUGAUAUUGCUGCAUUUUGUCUGAAGCUGGCAGGAAGGACGAUGUGCCCUAGUGGCUAGAUUUCUCUGCGUCUAAAGGCAGACCAACAACAACUUGAACCAAAAAAAAAAUAUAUAUAAAACCCCAAUUCAACAUCAACCCAAGUCACUGAGAGAUCGAGAAGGAAUAUUCUGUGGACCGGGUAUAUUUAAUCUAUAAGGGAGGAAACCAAAAAAAUGUGCAAUCCAUCCUCACUGAUCUGGAGGUCUGCAGCCCAGCGCGGGAUCCUAGCUGUCAGUCACCGUGGGGAUAUAUUUUUGCGCAGGCGAGAGACUUCUGGAUGCUGGGGGGAGGGGGAAAGACCAAACCGAACCAAAACAAACUAAAAAAAAAUUUAAAAAAAGAAAGGAAAAAAAGCCCAACAAAACCAAAACCAAACCACCGGCCGAUUUCUUGAGGAGGGUUUCCUGCUCGGAAGCAGCUUUCCAGAAGAAACCGUGUCUGCAUCUCUCCUGUGCCCUCCGUCUCGGAGCCUGCCAGCCGGCCGCCGACCGCCCCAGCAAGCACACAGACAAACAGAAAGGCGCUGGCGACGAGCUGUUGCUUCCCCCCGCGAUGGCCACAAAGGGAGCGGGGCCCGGACCCGCCGCUCGUCAAUGUCAACGUCGGGCCACGUGACCGCACCUCCCUGCCGCCGCCGGGGAGAGCUUUCCACGUCAGCUUACGUCUCCCCAUCUCUUACUUCACGGAUCUGCUUCAAAGAGGCAGCUGCGUUAGAGAAUCAUGUUAAGCUCAGCUAAUGCGGAGAAGCCGAGGUAGCCCUAAUGAUGGAUUUUGAUGAGCGUGUUCCUUGUUCCUCUAACAUGUAUUUGCCAAGUUGUACUUACUACGUCUCGGGUCCUGAUUUUUCCAGCCUCCCUUCUUUUUUGCCCCAGACCCCGUCUUCUCGCCCUAUGACAUACUCCUACUCCUCCAACCUACCCCAGGUCCAACCUGUGAGAGAAGUUACCUUCAGGGAAUAUGCCAUUGAUCCCUCCAGUAAAUGGCACCCCAGGAACAAUCUGCCCCACUGCUACUCCGCAGAGGAGAUCAUGCACAGAGACUGCUUGCCUGCCACCAACACUGCUAGCAUGGGCGAGAUGUUCGGCAAAAACACAGCUAACGUCUACCACCCCAGCACCAACGUCUCCUCCAAUUUCUAUAGCACGGUGGGCAGGAACGGGGUCCUACCCCAGGCUUUCGACCAGUUUUUCGAGACGGCUUAUGGCACGGCGGAAAACCUGGCCUCGGCGGACUACCCGGUAGACAAGAAUGGCGAGAAGGCGCCGGCGGCCGCCGGGGCGGCGGCGGCAACUUCAAGUUCGGAGGGCGGCUGCGGCAGGGCGGCGGCGGCGGCGGCGGCGGCGGAGAAGGAGAGGCGGAGGCGGCCGGAGAGCAGCAGCAGCCCCGAGUCAUCUUCCGGCAACAAUGAGGAGAAAUCCGGCAGCUCCAGUGGACAACGUACCCGUAAAAAGAGAUGCCCAUACACCAAAUAUCAGAUUAGAGAGUUAGAAAGGGAAUUCUUCUUCAGUGUCUACAUAAACAAAGAGAAACGCCUCCAGCUCUCCCGAAUGCUCAAUCUGACCGACCGCCAAGUGAAAAUAUGGUUUCAGAACAGAAGAAUGAAAGAAAAAAAAAUUAACAGGGACCGAUUACAAUAUUACUCAGCUAAUCCACUACUUUAAAACUCAUAGCGUUUUUCAAGACGAGAUUAAAUUCAGAUUUCGCCCUUGACAAGGUCAAGCCACGGGGUUACGUGGAGGAAGGAGGUGUGUAUCUGACGGGACUAGAAGAAUCCAAGGUUUUACAUACAUGUAAAUCUACUCUGGAACGUCAAUGAUGAUUUUUAUAUAUAUAUUUACAUAUCAACUGGAAUCGAUUUGAUUUUGACACACAUGGCAUCCAUUUCUAAACGUGCACGUCACCUCUGAGUGCAAAAUCCAUACCUCUUACCUUUCCAGGCACUGCGGCUCACCCUGCUACCGCUUUCGGCAGGCACAGGCGGGGACGGCACCCCUCCGUCCCCGGACUCGCCCACCCCCCGGCCCUCCCUCGCCCCUGUGCUGCUGCGGAACAGUUGUCUGGAGAUCGCCAGGUCGAGCUCACGCAACCAGGACCACUGCAGAAUAUAAACUUUGAGAGAUAAUCUUUUGUUCUCCCUUUGGCGGAAAAUGUCUAGGUUAGAGGCAUUACUCCAUUGUCCAUGGUUUUGAAAGGAGAAUUUAAUGGGGGGACACACAUACACAGAAUUAAAGGGAAGGGAGGGAAUGACAUGGCUACACCUUCACGAGGCCAACCGCGAGCAGUUGUAAUAUGGAUGUAGUGAUGGGUAUAAUAGUGUUUCCUUUGGGGGUGUGGGGAGGGACAGGGUAGGGGGAAGAAAGAGAAGUAAAUGAAAGACUUAAUUAUUUACUGAAAAAAUCAGGUAUAAAUUCGCCAUAUAUCGUAAAGAAACAAUCACUGAAAAGAAAAAUUAGCAAAUUUUAAUUAGCUCUCGUUUUAUUUAUGACAACUGACUAUGCGUUGCCAUCUUUUCGGAGACAAAUCAUAUUUAAAUACUAAAAAUAAAACGGCAAAAAAGGAAGUGUGAAUUUCUGCGUUUAAAAAGAAACAACUCCAUAAAGGAAACUAACCUUCUGGCUUCUGGCUCACAAACUUUCUUCAGGAAAUACCUGUGGAGAACGACAGUUUAGCAAAUACCACACAACACUUAAUUGAAACUUGGAGUUGUGCAAUGCACUAACAUUGGAUCAUUAAAAUAACUCGAUUGCAUGUUCGUUUAAAGGUGACUAGUGAGGAGUUUAAACAGAAGCCAAACAAUGUAAAUAUGGUAAUUUUGUUGUUGUCUACUUUAAAUGUCACGAGCUCUACUUCGUCGCCCAGUCGACAUAUGCAAAGAAUGGAAAGUUGUUCGGAGUUAUUUUAAAUAUCUAUAAAUAUAUAUAUUUCCCUGCAGGAACCAAAGCGUGAAAAAAAAAGCAAUUUAAAAGAAAUAAAAGAGAAAAAAAGGAAAAUAUUUAAAAUUCUAUAUCAGUUUACAAAGGAUACGGUGUUCUAUCGUUAAGGUAAUUUGCUGUUGAGAAUAUCUGAAUGUAUAUUUCAUACAGGAACGGUGUUUUACAAGACUUGUAAAUAAUAAAAAAAGAACCCAUGACCUAUUUUGUUCGAAUGCCUUUUUUUACCCCCCCUUUUUUUUUUUUUUUUUGUUCCUUUGGGGCUAGAGGGUGUGGGAUUUCUUUACAUGUGCAACGAAGUGGUGAUAAGAAUGUUUUUUGAUUAAUAAAUUUACCAAAUGGAUGUAAUUUCUUUGACACGUUCACAAAAUGCAAUAUCUUUAUAUGACAUCACUGUUUUCAAUAUGUAUCAUCUAUUUGUAUAUACAGUUUUCUUUUAAUAUGCGAAAGUAUUUGGUUGCAUGUAUACAGUGGAACAGCGCACAAGGAAAAUAAAAAAAUGGAAACUUUA